CCCCGGCGGCCGCCCGUCCUCAUGAUGGCCUCGACCACCUGCACACGCUUCACCGACGAGUACCAGCUCUUCGAGGAGCUCGGAAAAGGGGCGUUCUCCGUCGUGAGGAGGUGUAUGAAAAUCACCACAGGACAAGAGUACGCUGCCAAAAUUAUCAACACCAAAAAGCUUUCAGCUAGGGAUCACCAGAAACUGGAAAGAGAAGCUAGAAUCUGUCGCCUCCUGAAGCAUCCUAAUAUCGUGCGGCUCCAUGACAGCAUAUCAGAAGAAGGAUUCCAUUACUUAGUCUUUGACUUAGUCACUGGAGGUGAAUUGUUUGAAGAUAUAGUUGCAAGAGAGUAUUAUAGUGAAGCAGAUGCCAGUCAUUGCAUUCAGCAGAUCCUGGAGGCCGUGCUGCACUGCCAUCAGAUGGGCGUGGUCCAUCGCGACCUCAAGCCUGAGAACUUACUUCUAGCUAGCAAAUCCAAGGGAGCAGCAGUAAAACUGGCAGACUUUGGAUUGGCUAUAGAAGUCCAGGGAGAACAACAGGCUUGGUUUGGCUUUGCUGGUACUCCAGGAUACCUUUCUCCAGAAGUGUUACGAAAAGAUCCUUAUGGAAAACCUGUGGAUAUGUGGGCAUGUGGAGUCAUUCUGUACAUCCUCCUGGUGGGAUACCCUCCCUUCUGGGAUGAAGACCAGCACAGGCUGUACCAGCAGAUCAAGGCUGGUGCUUAUGAUUUCCCCUCACCAGAAUGGGACACAGUGACUCCUGAAGCAAAAGACCUUAUCAAUAAAAUGCUCACCAUCAACCCAGCGAAACGUAUCACAGCAUCGGAAGCACUAAAGCACCCAUGGAUCUGUCAACGUUCUACUGUUGCCUCUAUGAUGCACAGACAAGAGACUGUAGAUUGCUUGAAGAAAUUCAAUGCAAGAAGAAAACUAAAGGGGGCCAUUUUGACAACAAUGCUGGCUACCAGAAAUUUCUCAGCAGCCAAGAGUUUACUGAAAAAGCCGGAUGGAGUUAAGAUAAACAACAAAACCAACGUGGUAACCAGCCCCAAGGAAAAUAUUCCUACCCCGGCGCUGGAGCCCCAAACUACAGUAAUCCACAACCCUGAUGGAAAUAAGGAAUCAACAGAGAGUUCCAACACGACCAUCGAAGAUGAGGAUGUGAAAGCUCGUAAGCAGGAGAUUAUCAAGGUGACCGAGCAGUUGAUUGAAGCCAUCAACAAUGGGGACUUCGAAGCUUACACAAAAAUCUGUGACCCAGGCCUUACGUCUUUUGAACCUGAAGCUUUGGGUAAUCUGGUAGAAGGGAUGGACUUCCACCGGUUUUACUUCGAAAAUGCUCUGUCCAAGGCUAACACCAAGCCGAUCCACACGAUCAUCCUGAACCCGCACGUGCACCUGGUGGGCGAGGACGCGGCGUGCAUCGCCUACAUCCGCCUGACGCAGUACAUGGACGGCAGCGGCAUGCCAAAGACUAUGCAGUCCGAGGAGACGCGCGUCUGGCACCGGCGCGACGGCAAGUGGCAGAACGUGCACUUCCACCGCUCGGGCUCGCCCACCGUACCCAUCAAUGCCUAGCGCAGAGGGAUCCCACCAUGGCUCCAGCCCCUAGAUGCUACGCUAAAAAUAUCAGCGGUGCCGCUCUUGCAUUUUCUGUACCCAACGCACCUGGUUGAUUACCAUCUUGGCCAUCCCGUUCUCUUCAUGCAUGUUUCUGAGUGCAUGAAGUUGUGAAGGUUCUUCAUGUAACACAUUUGUGAUGCACCACGUUGCUGUAUAUUCCAUCUGUACACUGUUAACAUUUCAAUGAAGGUGAUGUUCCUUGCAAAUAGAGAAUAACAAGGCGUAAAAGACAAAAAGAGGUAUUGGAUGGACAGCAGUAGACACACAAUACAUUUGUCACUUGCUCCAUUUAUGCCAAGUUUUGACAGACAACUUUAAAAUCUAUCAUGUUUAUUAAAAAAAAAAAAAAAAGAAAGAAAAAAAAAAGGAAAAGUAUAUUUUACCUUCUUUUUUUAAGAACUGGUUUUUGACUCCUCCCUUUCUCCUGAGUCCCAGGAUUUUGCUUUGGUUCUGGUAGGAAUGGUUAGGAUUUCUGCUGGCAGCUCCAUUACUGUAAAACAGAUUUUUAUCGUAGAUGGACAAAAUCACCGAUAAAUGUCAAAGUGUUAAUAUCUUGGCUUUGGACCAGCUGCAGCCUUCUUAGUUUAUUAGUCUAUGUAAACUGGAAAAAUCUCCUAAUUUGCUGGCUUGGCCACUCCAGAAUUAACUGUCAGUAUUCUGGUGAGUCAGCAGCUUCUGUUUUCCUUUUGAGUCCUUUUCGCUUUCUUAUUUUGCUUAACUAAAAGGUUCUGUUGGAUGAUAAAGCAAAAUUAAAAGUUGUGAAGAACUAAGUGAUAAUUGCAAGGCAGUUUUUGAGGAUUAAAAUGGAAGGAAAGAAAAAGAUUUUUUUAUCGCUUUUAGGGUGUACUGUAAAUUUUUUAAGGAGGCUUUAAAAAAUAUAAUAUGUGGGUUAAUGUAUAGACCAUUUGUGUGGAUAAUAUACUCGAGAAAUAUUAGGCCUUAAAGCUAAGUAUGAAGAGUUUACUUACAUUACGCUGCUGCUGUUGCUUCUCUGGAAAUGAAUUACGGAGACACCAGUUUUCCGUGGGACCCUAACACUUCACCACAGGUUUGUGUCUCCCCUGUUCCCCUCAAUCUGCUCUUGGUUUCUCGUGCUCCCCUGGCAGCGUUCGGCGUCGAGGCGGGCAAUCCGCAGGGCGAUCCUGGCAGGUUUGUCCCGGCUGCGGGCCCAGGGAGGAGCGCUGCGCUGGCAGCGCAGAACGCAAACUCUGCAACACGAACUAGUUUUCCUUCCCUCACAUUGCUGUACAAAUACACCCCUGCAAGAAUUGCGGUUUCUUCCCUUCCACUGUUCCAGGAAAGGCCAGGCUGGGCUGCUCCUGUUCUCCCCGGGGUUCUGUUAGCAGCAGGCUCCUGCUCCCUGCAGCGCUGUACAGUGCAUGGUAUCUCCGUCAGUGUCCUUUUUAGCCGUCCAAAAUUUACAACUCGGCAGCCAGAACUUUUUAAAAUGGGAAAGCUUCCUAAUUCGUGUCAUUUCACCUUUCUGUGUUGGUUACUAAUCAGAAGCAGUUCUUAAACAUGUUGAUGUUGUUACUAGUGGAUGUAUGGUAGAUGGACUUAAGCUUCUCUGACAAUUACUACAUGAUUUUAAACAACAUAUAUUUAAAGUAAGCAUCUACAAUAAAUGUGUUGAGCCAUAUUAACCUGCCAACGGGAUCUGUGAAAAAAAAAAGUAAUGGCCUCAUUUUUUUUUCUCAUAAAUUGCUUUUCUUUUUUUUUCUUUUUUCUUUUUUUUUUUUUUUUGUGAAGCGGCUAUAAGUGGCAUAACUGUACUUAAAAUUAAUGAAUUAGGUGUAGGGUGUUUUUUUUAUACUUCUAACAUAGCAUGUGGUGUUGAUGUAUUACUGUAGACCAAGUUUGUCUUCCACACCAAGACGUGAGGAAAUUGUGAUUUGUUCUCUCCACCACAACUGAAUUAUACACUUCUGUCAUUUUGGAACACUGCAGUUUACCAUGGGACACAGUGUACAUAUUUCUUGCCAUAAUGGUAAAUGAUUGAUAUAUUUAAGGAUUAAUAAAUUUGUGAUUUCUGCUGA
This is a messenger RNA of Ficedula albicollis (Collared flycatcher), 3647 nucleotides long. RefSeq names its product calcium/calmodulin dependent protein kinase II delta (gene CAMK2D). The transcript has 21 exons. The record is from RefSeq and is a predicted model, not a curated record. Gene Ontology annotation, biological process: protein phosphorylation. Gene Ontology annotation, cellular component: neuron projection; cytoplasm. NCBI's taxonomy places the organism in Eukaryota, Metazoa, Chordata, Aves, Passeriformes, Muscicapidae. Bases 22 to 1566 code for a protein of 514 amino acids. Gene Ontology annotation, molecular function: calcium/calmodulin-dependent protein kinase activity; calmodulin binding; ATP binding.